Molecule: messenger RNA, 415 nt
Organism: Staurois parvus
Lineage: Eukaryota; Metazoa; Chordata; Amphibia; Anura; Ranidae
Source: the annotation of a GenBank genome assembly
UCAAAUAUAGUGAAUGCAAGGUCCUGGGAGACCAGAUAUAGUGAAUGCAGGAUAUAGUGAAUGCAGGUCCUGGGAGACCAGAUAUAGUGAAUGCAGGGUCCUGGGAGAUCAGAUAUAGUGAAUGUGCGGUCCUGGAGAGACCAGCUAUAGUGAAUGCAGGGUACGGGGAGACCAGAUAUAGUGAAUGCAGGGUCCUGAGAGACCAGAUAUAGUGAAAGCAGGGUCCUGGGAGAUCAGAUAUAGUGAAUGCAGGGUCCGGGGAGACCAGAUAUACUGAAUGCAGGAUCCUGGGAGACCAGAUAUAGUGAAUGCAGGGUCCUGAGAGACCAGAUAUAGUGAAUGUGGGUCCGGGGAGACCAGAUAUAGUGAAUGUGGGUCCGGGGAGACCAGACCAGAUAUAGUGAAUGCAGGGUCC